Messenger RNA from Labrus mixtus (cuckoo wrasse), 3637 nucleotides. It is a transcript of the gene slc52a3-1, whose product is annotated as solute carrier family 52 member 3. Gene Ontology annotation, biological process: riboflavin transport. The transcript is spliced from 4 exons. The record is from RefSeq and is a predicted model, not a curated record. Lineage: Eukaryota; Metazoa; Chordata; Actinopteri; Labriformes; Labridae. Bases 377 to 1714 code for a protein of 445 amino acids. Gene Ontology annotation, molecular function: riboflavin transmembrane transporter activity. Gene Ontology annotation, cellular component: plasma membrane.
AGAAGAUUGCAGGUGAGCGCAAAUGUCAGGGGCACCUCGAGUCGAUUCAGCACCUUCUUGACCUAGUAAACAGGCGGGUGCAAUAAAGGCAGCUCGCUGGAUUCAGUCACUGCCCUCUCUGUUAUCCAGAGGAGCUCUAUAUCAGCGUGCUGCAGUGGACUCUGACCUACCCAGGAGCCAUGUGAUUCCCAUCAGAGCUUCUGUGUAAGAGCAGCCCGAGGUGGAUCUGUCACUAACCUCCAUGUAAGAUGACAGCGAGUCGUCUUGAAGGCCUGCAGGGACCGAGCACACUUGUAUGACAGACAGGGGAGGUGGGACUAUUUUGGGAGGCGCCUUCUUCUUCUGCAGACUCUCCUCAGACUGAUCUCGCUGCAGCAUGGCUCUGUUGGUCCACCUGCUGGCCUGUGGCUUUGGCCUGGGCUCUUGGGUGGCGGUGAACGGCCUGUGGGUGGAGCUGCCCCUCAUCGUCAACACGCUCCCGGAGGCCUGGGAGCUCCCAUCCUACCUGACGGUCAUCAUUCAGCUGGCCAACCUGGGACCUCUGAUGGUCACCCUCAUGCACAAACUGUGCCCGGGUUGCCUUAAGGAGCAUGUUGUCAUUUACUUUAUCCUCUCCAACGGGGUCCUGGCCUGCAUCCUGCUUGCCUUCUUCUGGGACAGGACUACGGUGGUGGCCGGGGCGCUGCAUAGCACAGCCUUCUUCAUCAUCACCUUCUUCCUCUCUUUGGUGGACUGCACCUCCUCAGUUACCUUCCUGCCUUUCAUGAUGCAGCUUCCGGCUAAAUACGUCACCACCUUCUUUAUCGGAGAGGGGCUAAGUGGCUUUAUACCUGGCGUAGUCGCUCUGGCGCAAGGUGUGGGCAUCGCAAAAUGUGUCAACUCCUCUCAGACGGCGGGAAACCACACAGGAGAGGACACGUGGACGAUACACACAGAGUACCUUCCUCCUAACUUCUCCCCCCGGGUGUUUUUCUUCUUCCUGGCAGCCAUGACGUGUAUAAGCCUGGCGGCCUUCACAGCGCUGAACAGGCUUCCCCGCACAUACGAGCUGUCCACUGAAAACCUCGUGCCAGACACGGUGGCAUCUGUCAGCUCGGGGCUGGAUAACCCCGGAGCGGAGAAGGACGGACAAGACGUGAAAGGCCAGGGCGACGGGUUAGGCCAGAGCAGGCCUCUGCUUGGCCACAGACACUCUGUAUACCAGCUGACCUUCAUCUACUUCCUGGUGGUGUGGAUUAAUAGCGCCACCAACGGCCUCCUGCCCUCUGUGCAGACGUACUCCUGUAUGCCCUACGGGAACCUGGCCUAUCACCUCUCUGCUGCUUUGUCUUCAGUCGCCAAUCCGCUGGCUUGCACCAUUGCAAUGUUCUUCCAAAACAGGUCACUCGUCUUUCUCGGAGGGCUGACGGUGUUGGGGACGGGAUUUGGCAGCUACAACAUGGCCAUGGCAGCUCUGAGUCCAUGUCCGCUACUUCAAGGCUCUGCGGUGGGAGAGAUGAUUAUUGUGCUCUCAUGGCUCUUCUUUACGGGGACGCUGACUUAUGUCAAAGUAAUGGUGGGUGUUAUCCUGAGAGACCGGAGCCACAACGCCCUGGUCUGGUGUGGCGCUGCGGCGCAGAUGGGCUCAUUAGUGGGCUCGCUCACCAUGUUCCCGCUGGUCAACGUCUACCAGCUGUUUCAGUCUGGAGACUUCUGCAACACUAAAUGUCUCUGAUAUUUCAACGGAGGAGACUGGGGACAGGGAAGAGACCGUCUCUUUCUGAGCGUUUGAUUAGGGAUCAAUACCACUCCUAUAUGUGCUUAAGUAUGGGGAAAGACACGGGAGCCAACUAUUUUAGCUUAGCUGUAAGAAUGAAAAAAAGGGAACAUUGCUAGCCGAGCUCUGCCAAAAGGAUCCUAUCAGCACUCAUUAACCGGUGUAUCUUGUUUAAUCUGUACACAACUCUUGAGCUGUUUUCACACAUGCACUACUGAAGAUUGUCUAGAAAACUUCAAGACAAUCUGCCCAUGAAAUCUUGAUGAGUUGCUUAUUGACACGUGUUGCUCACAGAGUGAAGUGGUGAUGGUGGAAGGGACAGAAGGAGACACUGUGAGGACAGUUUUUCCCUUCAUAUCAAAGCCACGUGUAAUAAGACGUAUCCACAGUAUCAGUGAUCGAGUGGAAAAGAGAAUGAAGCUAGCUUUAUUACGUGCUCAAAGAUCACACUGGUGAUGUAAAGGUCAUGACUGUUCACCCACGAGGGAGCUGGUAGGAAAAGAUCCCGGCAAAGUUAGGGUGAAAAUUGUGUCUGUUCCUGUGAACACAUGCAGCUCACCCCGAAAACGUUUGGGAUCAUUUCAGGACUUGCGUGUCUAUGAAAACACCGUAAAUGUAAGCUGCUGCUUUUUAUUUUAUUUAUUUUUUACAGUUACUCCAAAUAUGUUCACUUCUUCUUCACUCAGAAUCAGAAUCAGAAUCAGAAAUACUUUAUUAAUCCCAGGGGGAAAUUCGGUGUUACCAUUGCUCUUCAUACAAUACAGCAGCAGGAAAUAAAAUAAAAUAGAGAUAAUAAAGUAAGCAAUAAAAUGAGCAAUAAGUACCAAGUAGGGCUACAGUAAUAGGAUAUAUACAAGAUAAAGCAAUAUUUACAUUAUGAAUGUACAAGAUGAACUGUAAACAGAUACUGCACGUUGUAAAGGUGUAAAGAUAUUGCACGGUGUAUUGAGCAGUUUGCAGACAGUUUCAGAGUUAAAUAACAUGUCCAGGUUAAUAAUCCAGUUGGGCGGCAGUAGCUCAGUCUGUAGGGACUUGGGUUGGGAAUCGGAAGGUCGCCGGUUCAAGUCCCGGCACGGACCAAGUCCGGAAAUUGGUCUGGUAGCUGGAGAGGUGCCAGGCCACUUCCUGAGCACUGCCGAGGUGCCCUUGAGCAAGGCACCUAACCCCCCCCCCCCACAAGCUCAGGAGCGCCCGCCGUAGGGCAGCCCCCUCACUCUGAGACCUCUCCAUUAGUGCAUGUCCAUAGGAUCCUGUUUGUGCAUGUGUGUGUAUUUCAGUUCAUGUUUGUGUAGCAUGUUUACUAGACAGAGUGUAAAAAACGAAUUUCCCCUCGCGGGAUCAAUAAAGUAUAAAUUCUUCUUCUUCUUCAGUGUCCGGGUGUGUGAUUCUUAGAGGGAGGAGUUAUAAAGUCUGAUGGCCACAGGCCGGAGUGACCACCUGUGUCGUUCUGUGGUGCAUCGUGGGGGAAUCAGUCUUGCAAAGCACAAAUGAGCCGUAGAUUUAACAUUUGAUUUUUGUACAUUUUGAACAGGAUAAAACCUGUUAAUUAACUAUAGUGGUGCUAGUAAUCUUAUCUUCUACUCUGGGCAGAUUCAGGCUAGCGUUGCCCCCCCCCAUUUCUGUUCUUUAUGCUAAGCUAAGCUAACAGGCGACAGGCUCAAGCUUCAUAUGCAGCCUACACAUAAAGGAGGUAUUAAUCGUUUCUUCAAUGCGGAGCCAGAAGGCACGUUUCCUAAAAUGAGGAACCUUUUUUAAAUGUUUUUAUUUCUUUGAUUUUGAAGCCAUGUUUGCACUUAACUUUAUAAAUGUGUCAUGUAAUACACUAUCAUGGACUAAACUAUGAACUUGUAUAAACAUUAAAUAUCAGAAGUUGAACACUGA